UCACGUAGCUAGCUUGCUAGCAGGCAGCUAGCGAGUGAACCGGGAAAAGGGAACCGGACAGAGAUAGCUUUGCAACAGAUACGCCUUGAUACGCCCGUGGCAUCUAGUCAUGUCGGAGAGCAGGAGCUCAGAAUCGUCCGGAGAGCAGGCGUGUAGAGCCGGCACCAACAACGAGGAUCCACGUGUGGCCGCUCCAAAUGUUGGCAAUAAAGUCACCGUGGUGCUGGGUGCUCAGUGGGGCGACGAAGGGAAAGGCAAAGUCGUGGACCUGCUGGCUCAGGACGCCGAUAUCGUUUGCAGAUGCCAGGGUGGAAACAAUGCAGGCCACACCGUGGUGGUGGACUCGGUGGAGUACGACUUCCACCUACUGCCCAGCGGCAUCAUCAGCCCCAGGGUGACGGCCUUCAUCGGUAACGGGGUGGUCAUCCAUCUACCAGGGCUUUUUGAAGAGGCAGAGAAAAACCAGCGCAAGGGGAAAGGUCUGGACGGCUGGGAGAAGCGUCUGAUCAUCUCAGAUAGAGCUCAUAUCGUGUUCGACUUCCACCAGGCCGUCGACGGGGUGCAGGAGCAGCAGCGACAGCAGCAGGAGGGAAAGAAUUUAGGGACAACGAAAAAGGGCAUCGGGCCAGUUUACUCUGCCAAAGCUGCGCGCAGUGGACUCCGGAUAUGUGACCUCCUGUCUGAUUUCCAGGAGUUCUCCGAAAGAUAUAAAAUUUUAGCCCGACAAUACAAGGCCAUGUACCCAACGCUGGAGGUGGACAUCGACGGGGAGCUGGAGAAACUGAAGGUGUACGUGGACAGGAUAAAGCCCAUGGUGAGAGACGGGGUCUACUUCAUGCACGAGGCGCUGCACGGCCAGCCCAAGAACAUCCUGGUGGAAGGAGCCAACGCCGCCCUUUUGGACAUCGACUUUGGGACCUACCCGUUUGUGACCUCAUCAAACUGCACGGUAGGAGGGGUGUGCACGGGCCUGGGCAUGCCCCCGCACAACGUGGGAGAGGUUUUCGGCGUGGUCAAGGCCUACACCACCCGGGUGGGCAUCGGAGCCUUCCCCUCCGAGCAGAACAAUGAAAUUGGGGAACUCCUGCAGAGCAGAGGCAGGGAAGUGGGUGUGACCACAGGGCGAAAGAGGAGGUGUGGCUGGCUGGACCUGGUGCUCGUCAAAUACGCCCACAUGAUCAACGGCUUCACUGCCAUAGCUCUCACCAAACUGGACAUCUUGGAUGUAUUGACUGAGAUUAAAGUUGGUGUGGCCUACAAGGUGGACAAUGGGAUGAUACCUUACUUCCCAGCCAAUCACGAGAUCCUGCACAAGGUGGAGGUCCAGUACGAGACCCUUCCGGGCUGGAACAGUGACACAUCCGGUGCCAGAACCUUCGAGGAGCUUCCGGAAAACGCACAGAGAUACGUCCACUUCAUUGAGAAGCACCUGGAGGUGCCGGUGAAGUGGAUCGGUGUCGGAAAGUCACGGGAGUCCAUGAUCCAGCUCUUCUGAGGGCGGAAAAGCCCCACCACGCCAGUCCCCGGCUGAGGUCACGGGGUCAACAGAGGUCACACUGCAAGUGCGGACACUUUCCAAGGUGGAAAUUUCUAGAUUUUUGGACAGCAACGGAACCACAGUGCACCAGCUGGGAUUACCCUGGAAGCUGUGGCCAGUUGUGCUCUUUGGUAGAUAAUGCUGUUCUUUACUGCUCCCAGGCAGACAGACCUGUGGAGAUGUGUGGGAGAAGGACAAUACUCCCCCUGCCUCUCUCUCUCUCUCUCUCUCACUCUUUCUCUCU
Molecule: messenger RNA, 1781 nt
Organism: Megalops cyprinoides (Indo-Pacific tarpon)
Lineage: Eukaryota; Metazoa; Chordata; Actinopteri; Elopiformes; Megalopidae
Product: adenylosuccinate synthetase isozyme 2-like
Exons: 13
Coding region: 110-1495 (461 amino acids)
Biological process (GO): 'de novo' AMP biosynthetic process; IMP metabolic process
Cellular component (GO): cytoplasm
Molecular function (GO): GTP binding; adenylosuccinate synthase activity
Source: RefSeq, a predicted model, not a curated record